Messenger RNA from Papilio machaon (common yellow swallowtail), 819 nucleotides. RefSeq lists its product as uncharacterized. Bases 15 to 737 code for a protein of 240 amino acids. Lineage: Eukaryota; Metazoa; Arthropoda; Insecta; Lepidoptera; Papilionidae. The transcript is spliced from 5 exons. The record is from RefSeq and is a predicted model, not a curated record. Gene Ontology annotation, cellular component: neuron projection. Gene Ontology annotation, biological process: G protein-coupled receptor signaling pathway.
UAAAACUGAACAAGAUGUUGCCCGUACCACAAGACCGUAUGUCAGGUCGCCGGAGCAGCUCCAUAGUCAGUCGUACAUUGUUGGGACGAAGAGCUUCAGUGUACGUAACCGGCAAUCAUCAGGAUCCAGCGAAGUUGAUAACUGAGAUCAACGUGCAGCUGGCGCUGUUCCGCGACCUGCUCAUCCACAUCGGCCAGCCGCCCGACUGCCCCGAGCUGCGCGAGCGCGUGCGCCGACUGCGCCGAGCCUGCGUCGAAGCCACGAAGCAAACUAGCCAGCUCGUUUUACCUACAUGCAAAAAGACUACAAGCGAGGGAUGUGCGGAGCAGCCUCAGUUAGUGUUACUGUAUUUCAUGUCGCAACUGUUGCUGCGCGAGCUCGCCAAGUGUCACCGUCUUGUACAGCUCGUGCCUAUGGAUAUGACCUCAUAUUACGAGAAUCGUGCCGGCCCAUCGAACUUCGGGAACGUGAUAAGUCAAAUACUUCUGUGCAAACAAAUAACUCCUGACUUCAAUCAGGAAGAACUGUGCAGUAUUGCCAAAGAUACUCAAGAUAUUAACAGGAUAGUAAAUGAUAUUCAAGAAUACCUGCCGCAACACGAAAACCUCAACCAUUUAGAAACAAAUGUAGCGCUCAAAGGUGAGGACAUGAACGGCUUAUGGAAGAAUAAGCGACGGGGAUCUCUUUACAAAGGAAUGGGUGUUCUGUGCUGUAUGUCCCGACCGAACUAUCUUUGAGGGUGACAAAUAUCACCCACUGAGCACCAAAUAUACAAAUAAGGAGAUGUCGCUCAAGUGUUAUGUUUAAUACUCAAGAAUG